This is a messenger RNA of Mycosarcoma maydis (corn smut), 2340 nucleotides long. RefSeq lists its product as uncharacterized. The coding region runs from base 1 to 2340 and encodes 779 amino acids. Gene Ontology annotation, cellular component: nucleus. Gene Ontology annotation, biological process: RNA processing. The transcript has a single exon. Lineage: Eukaryota; Fungi; Basidiomycota; Ustilaginomycetes; Ustilaginales. The record is from RefSeq and is a predicted model, not a curated record. Gene Ontology annotation, molecular function: RNA binding.
AUGGCGUACGGUAGCAACAGCAACAGCAGCAGUAGUAGCGGCAGCUAUGCGAGUCGACCAUCGCGUCUUUCUCGGAUCGAUCUGGGCGCCAACGACGACGGCGACCUCGACUACUCCGAACAAGCAGGUCCGAGCAACCGUUCGCGCCACAUACCUUCAGAACGAGCAUUUCACAGCUCAAGCAGCACACGCCAGACGCAUGAGGCCGGCCUGUAUUACGACCGCGAUACCACGUUACGUUCAUCGCGCACUCGAUACGAGCCAGCUUGUCGUCCGCCAAUUCGUCCUCGUAGCCGAUCAGCUUCGCCUCAACCAGACGCAGACGUCCUCGCCUACAUCCGCGCCCAAAAGGAACAGGACACGUCCAAAUCCAACCAUGAGCUCGAGCUGGUAGAACACCUGAAAAGGGAAAAGUUCCAGCAUGGCGCAGGUAAACUCAAAUCGCGCGCACACAAGGAAAGGGAGGCAGAGCAGAGGAAGAAGAAACAGGCACAAGAGGAUGCUGCUAAAGCGUACAAUGACUUUGUUGCUGCCAUGCGCGCAGAUGAUGAGCGGGAUGCAGAAGAGAUAGAUGGUAGCUCGGCGGCGCAAAACGUUGGUCGGAAGAAAUCAAUGGGAUUUGUGGCUGCUGGAGGUAAGGCUUAUGUCGGGUCAAGAACGGACUCGGCCCAAUCUAAGCCGAUCACGGUUCCAGAGCAAGAAACACGGCAAACAGAAUCAAGACCAACCGUACCGCUAAAACGAGUGAGUACUGCCUUUAGCGACGAUUCAAGCGAUGACAAAGUCGGCACCAACACCACUGCGCAUGCGCACAAAGAGCCCCCGCAACGUAAACGUCACCAAGCCAUGUCGACCUUUCUCACGCAACUCCAAACUGAACAGGCCGAACGAGAAUCUCGACUGUCAGACCUCGCCUCGUCCACCAACGUCUCCAUCUCGACAUUGCUUGCGCAUGAGACGCUUUCCAAACCCGGAUCGCGACAACUCACCUCGGACCCGCUCUCCACUAACAUCUGCAUCCUCUCGCUACCGCCCAACGUCGACGAACGCAGUAUGGGCGAGUUCUUUGCUGCGUGGGGAGAUGUUGCGACGGUCAAGAUCAUGUGGCCGAGAGGCGAGCAGAGGGAAAGGCUGGCUGGCUUGACCGGCUUUGUAGCGUUCAUGAAGAGGGGUGAGGCCGAGUACGCUUUCAAGCAGGCAGAUGGGGCUAUGUGGGGUGGAGUUAGGAUCAAGUUGAGUUGGGGCAAGGCGAUGCCAUUGCCGAAUCGGGCUAUGUAUCCCAUGUUCAGCGAGCACAGGGCCGACAGGCAGACCGAGGAUCACAGAUCAGGUGCCAACUCGUCGCGUACGAACAGUGCUAUUCCACACCUCAUCAUUCGUCAUCGAACAGCCGGUGCAAGCACCGAAGACCAGAGGCAAAAGAUUCGAGAUCAAGUGCACAACCAGUACCCGGAGAUGCAGCGGCAGUUGAUCGAAACCGUAGCAUCCAGGAUUCGAAGCAACGGUGCGCAUUUCGAACAUAUCUUGCGAGAGCGCGAAGCCGAGAAUGCGCAAUUUGCGUUUUUGUUCGAACCGGAUUCGGUGCUGCAUCACUACUUUCGCAUUUGCUUGGACGCGCACUAUGUGGUCCCUGCACGCGAGGAGCCAUUUGGCGACCAAGGGAGUGAUGAACUCUACUCGACCGAUUCAGGUGAGGAAUCCGAGACGCGACGAUGUGCUUCUGCCAGGUCCACCACCUUGGGUGUGCCACUGGCGCCGCUUGCUCAGCGUCGUUUCCACUCGAUGCUGCGCAGUCUCACAUUGCGUCGAGAACGUAUAGCGCGAAUCACAGCGUUUGCGCUUGACCACGCUACCAGCUACACCUCGAUCGUCUCGAUCCUCAUCAGCUCGCUCCUACAAGCUCGUACACCGAUCCCGCGCAAACUAGCGCGACUCUACGCAAUCAGUGAUAUCCUUCACAACGCCGGUUCGCCCAUCUCCAACGCUUGGCGCUACAGAGCCGCUUUGGAAUCUCAACUACCGCUCGUGUUUGCUCAUCUGGGACAAGUCGCAACGUGUUUCGAGGGUCGCAUGAGGAGGGAAGAGUUCAAGGCCAAAGUGGUCGCAUUGCUCGAUAUCUGGGACGGAUGGAUUGUUUUGAGUCCGCAUGUGUUGGCGAGGUUGAGGAGCGUUUUUCAUCGCCCUCCAGUGGUCGGUGCAGCAAAGGUGCCAGAGGACAAGAUACAACAGGAACAUGUGGAUGGUGAAGCGCUCAACUCGAACGCAUCGCAUGCUGCGGCCGAGUGUAUGUCGUCGACCGUCAUGGAUGGCGAGGAAGAUGUAGACGGAGAAGCACUUUGA